AUUUAUAUAUAUAUAUAUAUAUAUAUAUAUACAUACAUAAUACGAUUUCACAAAAGCUGUACACCAAACAUUUAUUAUAUUUGUCUUAAUACAUUUUAGCUUAAACAAUUCUUUUAAUAAACUGACUAAAAAAUGUAAGUAAUUUAUAAAGUAAUCAAAAUUAUAGCUAAAGCACAGAUUUAAUACGUAUGUAUGUAUACUUCACAAUUUUAUGAAAGUUGAAGCUAUAUUAUUAUAAUGUUGCAUUGUUUUAAAUCUGUACUUUAAAUAUAAUCAAUAAAAAAUUUCUAGCAAGUAUGGUACCUUCCGCAUUUUACCAUUUAUACAAUUUUGGUCAGUUUUAUUAAAAAUGCUAUUAGAUACAAUAAAAGCGCAAUAGAUUUAUUGAUCACAUUAAAUUAUAUCCGAUACAAGUUUCUGUAUCAGAAAGAAGAAAAAAAAGUUAAGCAAAAAUAAUAGACUAAUCGGAUUUCUUUUGUAUAUCACGGUUUUAUGAAUGUGCAUGCAGUGAUAGCUUUUUUUUUUCUUUCCAUUCAGAAAUGUCUUCUUUUUAUGGUUGAAAACUAUAGUUGAAAUUAAACAUAUGUUUUAAAGAAUAUCUUAAGAAAAAAUUGAUUGCUAUUGUAAGUUCAAGUAAUUUUUACUUUCGUAGUUUGUAAGAAAAUUGUUUAGCAUAUAUAUUAUUAUUGGUUUAAAUGUUGGGAUAUUGGAAGUCUAAUAUUUAUAAUUUUCAAAGUGUUCCUUUGAAAUGUUCAUGAAUUAACUUUUUUUUAUGCUAUGCUUUUUUGUGUGAAAAAACAACCGAACAAACGCAAACAUACGAAUUUGUAUUGCUCGUUCUAAAUGUUCUAUGGAAGAAUACACAAUAUUCAAGAGCAAUCUAUAGCAUUUAUACAUAUAUAAAUAUACACACACACAUAUAUAUACAUAUGCAUAUAUAAAUCAUUUGAUAACAUGAAUACAACAAUCUGUGCAAUGCAUCAGAUUUGUUAAUCAUUAAAUGUGAACUUUUGUAUACACAUUUUGUGAUCUAGUUUUGAUACGUCUUUAUUUUCCUUGGGAUACUCUUCUGUAUAUACGUAAAUACCAGAACAUUUAAUCCCAGCUACUGUCUGAUGUUGGAUAUUGCUAUCUUUCUUGGUUGCUUAAAUAAACACGUUUGAGAAUACAUAUUUUUCGUUUGUGGACAUUUUAUUAUAUAGUUGAUUGUAUUUUUAAUACUGUUGAAAAGUAUUAAUAAUAGACACCUCAAUUAUUUCAAUUGAGUAGUAUAUAUGUAUUUGUAUAAUAAUACUUUUUAUAUCAAUAUCAAGCAUCAGAUGUAAAUACAUCUGCUGGAUGAAAUGUAAUUGAAUGAUUACUUGGAACAAAUAAUUAAAAUAAAUACGUUGCAAAUAGCUUCAUAGUGACAUAAAAAAUUUUUUUUAUAGUGUAAAAAAAAUGCAAGGACUAAGACUGUAUAACAAAAUAUGUAAUUGAUGUACAAGUUUAUGGAAACUAAUUUUCGAAGUAUUUGAGUGUAUCUAUAUGAUAGUAUAUAAAAAUAUUUCGUUAUCUUUAGUAUCUUUUGAAACGUAUUAAAUUCAAACUUCAUUGUUUUUCUAAAAUAGUCGGAAAAUGGUUGAUAAUAUAGUUGAAUAAUUUGCUAGACAAUUAUUUUUAUAAAUAUUAGAAUUUUUAUAUAAUUGAUUUGCGUAAAAUAUGAAACAACGUAUCUUCUAUCAUGCCUAGUCUUAUCGUGAAAAAAGAAGGAAAAAUAAAAAGCGGGACAUCUUUAUGAAUACGAUAUUUCAGAGGAGUUUCUUCAUUUGUGAAUAUUGUGAAUUUUAAAUGUGAAUAAAUUUAAGUAUCAUAAAUGUGAAUUCAUUCUAUCCUAGAUAUUUAAAUAAUUUUUUGGUGAAUCAAACAUCCUAUAAUUAACAAGUAAAUUGGUUUAACAUAGAUAGAAAUUUUUUCUGUUAUUUCUUCAUCGCUAUAAUAGAAGAAAAAUAUAAUUUUUACUUUGUUAUCUUGUUUUAGAUUCACGCAAUAAAUCCUAGUAGGCGAAAUUGAGCGUCUUUUGCCAAAAACUGUAGUCAAUUGACAAAAUGAUUCACUGAAGUGUUAUGCUUCUUAUGAACAUAUAAAAAAUGUUUAUUUAUUUAGUAGCUUCAGUGGCUACGUUAGUUUUUAUUUUUGGACUUUUUCAUGUCAAACAUCUUGAUAAUUGGUUACGAUCAUCGAUACGUAGUUCAUUGACCCUAUAUAACCGGUUGAUAUGCAGACCCGCGAUCCAAACGACACUGAAUAAUGAAAAUUCGGAAUGUAAUUCGACAACUGAGGGCCCUGUGGUAGUCAAUGAUAUAGUAGAGGAAUUUUUGACACAGAAGACAGUAGUUAACAAUAAUGAAAGAUUAUCAGAAAUCUUUCUAAGAGAAGUUGAAAGUAGAUCAAAGAAUUUGAAUCUACCACGGUAUUCCUUGGAAGACACAGUAUCAGAGGAAAAAGACAAAGAUCUUGGAUUACCUGUCAAGAAAACUCAUCAAUUAGAAAUAACACAAGAUAGUACUAUCCGAACUAAUAAACAAGAAGGGAAGGAAAAUAUAUUUGAAUCGUUGAAAAGUUCCGUUGAAAAGUUUAACUAUCCAUCUUCUCUGUUAAACAGACAAAUAUAUAAUCUGAUUUUGAAAGAAACUCAGAAAGAAAGUGAAAUAAGACAAAAAUUAUUCGACAGUGAUAACAAGAAAAUCAAUGAAUCAUCAUCAACUGAAGUGAAGGAAUAUCUUCCGUCAUCAUCGGAAAAGAAACCAGAACUAGAUGAUAACAUUAACUAAAUGAUCAAAAUUUAAUUAUAUAUUAAAAUGUAAUACACGUCAAAAAUAAAAUUAUGUUAUAUAAAAAUUUUAU
Frieseomelitta varia is the source of this 2886-nucleotide messenger RNA. RefSeq lists its product as uncharacterized. Bases 2130 to 2813 code for a protein of 227 amino acids. NCBI's taxonomy places the organism in Eukaryota, Metazoa, Arthropoda, Insecta, Hymenoptera, Apidae. The transcript is spliced from 5 exons. The record is from RefSeq and is a predicted model, not a curated record.